AUGCUGAGAGUUCCCUCUCGCCAAAAGCCCACAGGGGCGCAGGCUGUCACCAAGGCCGUCAUUCUGGUUGGAGGUCCUUCGCGAGGAACACGUUUCCGACCACUGAGUCUCGACGUCCCAAAGCCUCUCUUCGAUGUUGCGGGCCAUCCCAUUAUCUGGCACUGUCUGAAGGCCGUCUCCAAAGUCCCCGACAUCAAGGAGGUCAUUCUCAUUGGCUACUACGAAGAAAAUGUCUUCCGUGACUUCAUCAAGGACUCGUCCCGAGAAUUCCCCCAGUUCAAGAUCCAGUACCUGCGCGAGUAUCAGGCGCUUGGCACUGCCGGCGGUCUGUACCACUUUCGUGAUGCCAUCCUGAAGGGCAAGCCCGACAGGUUCUUCGUGUUGAACUCGGAUGUCUGCUGCUCUUUCCCCCUCGAGGCCAUGUUGAAGCUCUUCGAGGAAAAGGAUGCUGAGGCCGUCAUUCUGGGCACUCGUAUCAGCAACGACGCCGCUACCAACUUUGGUUGCAUUGUCUCCGACGCCCACACGAAACGAGUCCUUCACUACGUCGAAAAGCCAGAGAGCCACAUCUCCAAUUUGAUCAACUGCGGUGUGUACCUCUUCGCAACCGACGCCAUCUUCCCCUCCAUCAAGAGCGCCAUCAAGCGUAAGACUGAGCGCCCCCGGAUGAUUUCCUACCCUUCGUCAGAAAACCUCGACUCGUCCUUCAUGGCCGACCCCGAGGAAGACGGAGAGAGGAAUGAGGUUAUGCGGCUCGAGCAGGACAUUCUACCUGAUCUGGCCGACAGCAACCGCUUUUUCGUCCAUGAAACCAAAGAUUUCUGGCGUCAGAUCAAGACGGCUGGUUCUGCAGUCCCCGCCAACGCUUUGUACCUGCAGAAAGCUUUCCAGUCGCAAUCAGAAGAGAUUGCUACACCAUCCGCCAACAUCGUUCCCCCAGUCUUCAUUCACCCUACUGCCCAAGUCGACCCUACCGCGAAGUUGGGGCCGAAUGUAUCCAUUGGUCCCAAAGCCAUCAUCGGCGCCGGCGCGCGUGUCAAGGAGGCCAUCGUCCUCGACGAGGCAGAGAUCAAGCACGAUGCCUGCGUUCUCUAUGCGAUCAUCGGCUGGAACAGUCGUGUCGGAGCCUGGGCUAGAGUGGAAGGCACGGCCACACCUGUCACCAACCACAGCACCACCAUCAUCAAGAACGGGGUCAAAGUCCAGAGUAUCACUAUUCUUGGCAAGGAGUGUGGUGUGGGAGAUGAAGUCCGGGUUCAAAACUGCAUCUGCCUGCCGUACAAGGAGUUGAAGCGUGACGUUGCCAACGAGGUCAUCAUGUAA
Fonsecaea multimorphosa CBS 102226 is the source of this 1323-nucleotide messenger RNA. RefSeq lists its product as uncharacterized. The transcript is spliced from 3 exons. The coding region runs from base 1 to 1323 and encodes 440 amino acids. Gene Ontology annotation, molecular function: transferase activity. Gene Ontology annotation, biological process: biosynthetic process. The record is from RefSeq and is a predicted model, not a curated record. Lineage: Eukaryota; Fungi; Ascomycota; Eurotiomycetes; Chaetothyriales; Herpotrichiellaceae. Gene Ontology annotation, cellular component: cytoplasm.